CAUAUGUCGUUUGUAGGAUAAUCCAUAGUAUUAUGUCUAUGGGUUAUUAGCUCCUUCAAAACAUUUACGUUUUCAGUUUAUUCAAAUAACGAACUGGUGUGCUGUUGUUGAUUGUGAUAUCCAGUGUAUCAUGUUGAUGAAAUUGUUGAUAUUUUUUAUAAACUCCCUGUUAGUAACAGGUGGCUUUGACGGAGAGUCUUGCCAAACUUUUGCCGGUGGUAGUGUGUACCCCCACACAGCUAAUCCGGGACAAUCGGAUCACAAAUUGCAAUUUACGAAAGCUGUUAUAUCAAAAUCGGCGCCAUUCUGGGAAAGCACAGCAGUUUUCCAGGGAAAAUUUAUACAGCUCAAAUCAACUGACUACUUAGGAAAAUAUCUGGUUUUCUUUUUUUACCCACUAGACUUCACCUUCGUCUGUCCAACGGAAAUAUUGGCCUUCAGUGAUAGAAUUGAAGAGUUUAAAAAAAUAAACACUGAAGUUGUUGCAUGUUCCGUCGAUUCACAUUUCACUCACUUAGCGUGGAUCAAUACUCCAAGGAAAGAAGGCGGCUUAGGAAGUGUCAAUUUCCCCCUGUUAUCCGAUUUGAAUCACAGCAUAUCGAAGGACUAUGGGGUUUUCUUGGAUGAUCUUGGGCACACUCUCAGAGGACUAUUCAUAAUCGAUCCCAAAGGAAUAGUACGUCAAAUCACAAUGAAUGACUUGCCUGUGGGUAGAAGCGUCGACGAAACCCUUCGAUUGGUUCAAGCGUUCCAAUACACAGACAAGCACGGAGAAGUGUGUCCGGCUGGUUGGAAACCUGGACAAGAUACGAUAAUUCCUAAUCCUGUGGAAAAGAAGAAGUACUUCGAAAAACAUUGAGAUUGGCAAUUCUCAACACAGAAUAAUUUUUCGACAUGAACAAUUUUUUCAUUGGCUCUCACUAAGAAAACAGAUUUAUAUUUUUCAACUACAUCACAUGUUUUGUUAAAUAAAAGUUUUUGAUACA
Messenger RNA from Leptinotarsa decemlineata (Colorado potato beetle), 986 nucleotides. RefSeq names its product Peroxiredoxin 4 (gene Prx4). The record is from RefSeq and is a predicted model, not a curated record. Gene Ontology annotation, molecular function: thioredoxin peroxidase activity. Gene Ontology annotation, cellular component: endoplasmic reticulum; cytosol. Gene Ontology annotation, biological process: cellular response to stress; cell redox homeostasis; hydrogen peroxide catabolic process. NCBI's taxonomy places the organism in Eukaryota, Metazoa, Arthropoda, Insecta, Coleoptera, Chrysomelidae.